AUGGGCUCUGUGUACCUGUGGAAGCUGUCCUCCCAGAAGCUGGGCUUCUUUCUGGUGAGCUUCGGCUUCAUCUGGGGCAUGAUGCUGCUGCACUUCACCAUCCAGCAGCGCGCCACGCACGAGAGCAGCACCGCCCUGCGGCAGCAGAUCCUGGACCUCAGCAAGCGCUACAUCAAGGCCCUGGCCGAGGAGAACCAGAACGUGAUGGACGGGCCCUACGUGGGGACCAUGACCGCUUAUGACCUGAAGAAGACGCUGGCCGUGCUCCUAGACAACAUCCUGCUGCGCCUGGGAAAGCUGGAGUCCAAGGUGGACAACAUCAUCUACAACGGCACGGGCGGCAACCUGACCAACGGCACGGGCAGCGGCACCACCGUGCCCAGCGCCGGCAACGCCGAGAAGGUCAACGUGGCAGAUCUGCUGAAUGGCGCCCAGGAGAAGUGUGAGCUGCCGCCACUGGACGGCUUUCCUCACUGCGAGGGCAAGCUGAGGUGGAUGAAGGAUAUGUGGCGGUCGGACUCCUGCUACACCAGCUACGGUGUUGACGGCUCCACCUGCUCCUUCUUCAUCUACCUGAGCGAGGUGGAGAACUGGUGCCCGCGCCUGCCAUGGAGAGCGAAGAACUUCAAAGAGGAGGCCGACAGGAAAGGCAAGACGGAGAUCCGGACCAGCUUUGACGAGCUGUACCGGGUCAUGUCCCGGCGGGAGGAGUUCCGCUGGAUGAUGCUGCGGAUCAAGCGCAUGGCGGAGCUGUGGGUCGGAGCCAUCAGGUCCCUGGCGUUGAAGCAGAACCUCGCGAAACGCAAGCGCAAGAAGAUCCUGGUGCACCUGGGCCUGCUGACCAAGGAGUCAGGGUUCAAGAUUGCAGAGAAUGCCUUCAGCGGGGGCCCCCUAGGAGAGCUGGUGCAGUGGAGUGACCUCAUCACCACACUCUACCUGUUGGGUCACGACAUCCGCAUCUCCGCCUCGCUAGCUGAGCUGAAAGAUAUCAUGAGGAGGGUCAUGGGGAACAAGUCCAGCUGCCCCACCCAGGGAGACAAAGUGGUAGAGCUCAUCUACAUUGACAUUGUGGGCCUGACCCAGUUCAAGAAGACACUUGGGCCUUCGUGGGUGCACUACCAGUGUAUGCUACGGGUGCUCGAUUCCUUUGGCACUGAACCCGAGUUCAACCACGCCCAUUAUGCCCAGUCAAAGGGCCACAAGACCCCUUGGGGCAAGUGGAACCUCAACCCCCAGCAGUUCAACACCAUGUUCCCUCACACACCGGACAACAGCUUCCUGGGCUUCGUGGUGGAACAGCACCUGAAUGCCAGCGACAUCCGACACAUUGAUGACAUCAAGAGGCAGAAUCAGUCUCUUGUGUAUGGCAAGGUGGACAACUUCUGGAAGGACAAGAAGAAGUACCUGGACAUCAUCCACAGCUACACAGAGGUCCACGGCACAGUGCACGGGACUAGUACAGUCCACCUGCCUGCCUACGUCAAGAACCACGGCAUUCUGAGCGGCCGGGACCUGCAGUUCCUGUUGAGGGAGACGAAGCUGUUUGUGGGGCUGUCUUUCCCCUACGAAGGCCCCGCCCCUCUGGAGGCCAUUGCUAAUGGCUGCGCCUUCCUCAACCCCAAGUUCAACCCCCCCAAGAGCAGCAAGAACACAGACUUCUUCAAAGGGAAGCCCACACUCCGAGAGCUUACCUCCCAGCACCCGUACGCAGAAGUGUACAUCGGCCAGCCUCACGUGUGGACAGUAAACAUCGACAACGCUGCAGAGGUGGACAGAGCGGUCCGAUCCAUCCUCAGCCAGAAGAUUGAGCCCUACCUGCCGUACGAGUUCACUUGCGAGGGGAUGCUUCAGAGGGUCAACGCUUUCAUCGAGAACCAGGACUUCUGCCACGGCCAGGUGAUGUGGCCCCCACUGAGCGCGCUCCAGGUGAAGCUGGCUGAGCCGGGGAGGUCCUGCAAGCAGGUGUGCCAGGAGGCGCAGCUGAUAUGUGAGCCCUCCUUCUUCCAGCACCUCAACAAGGACAAGGACCUGGCCAGGUUUGGAGUGGAGUGCCAGACGGCGGAGUCGUCGAGCGACACGGUGGUGCCGGCGUACAGCGAGGUGCGCAAGCACUGCAUAUUCCAGUCCGACUUGCUGCUCUUCAGCUGCGCGGGCGCUCACCCGUCCCUCAAGCGCGUCUGCCCCUGCCGGGACUACAUGAAGGGCCAGGUGGCGCUCUGCAAGGGCUGCCUAUAGCAUCAGCUACCCGCCGGCCCCCCGCCCCGCGCCGGAGAUGCGCCAGCCGAGACGGCCAGGCAGGACUCCUAACCCACCCCCGCUAACCCCCCAAACUGGCGCUUGUCCGGACCGGCUGGCUCUGAGGGCGAAGCCGUUGUUUCGCCCAUCUAUUCAGAAUGUUUGCAGUCAGAUCAGGCAGAUCCAGAAGACAGAAUGUAGGAGGAACUGAAGCCGAUCCAUCAGGAACAGACAGAAUUGGGGGGAAUGGUUUGGCCAAGCUAGGGGUACAUUCGGUAUAGCACAGCUACGCAGUUGGAGGAAGAUGUGUAUAGGAUUGAUGCUUGGCCGAGAGUAACUAUAUAUCUGCCUGAAAUACUUGAAUAAAAGAGUGGUGUGCAAUAGACUGGAACGCACAAGCACUCUCUAAAGCCCCCCAGGCUGCCUGGCAGUGGUACUACAGCACCGCGCUCUCCCCUGGCCUCGUCCUGAUUCCAGCUCACCGUGGGACCAGUCUGCCAGCACAGGUUCAGAACCAGAACUGCCCAGAUGCCCCGCAGCGGAUUUUACCACCAGAACACUGUUAAGGCUGUGGGUUCGAUCGCUGACUUAGGUCACUGAUCUGAGGUCAGGAAAGCGAAAGCUACGGGGUGUGAUUCCACCCUGCUCCUCCCACACACUGUAAAUGUAUUGCUCUCUGCUGCCUGUUAGUGGUCUGAUUGGCAGCCGGUUUUAGAUUCUCUUAGGAAGGCGCAAUCAGGCGUAGUGACAGCAUUUGUACAGUCACAAUGCCAUCACAGCUUUUGCAGUGCCCUGACCAUUGCACAUUAUUACUAACUCAUAUGCUAGCUUGGUAUCCUCUUUAGUAGAAAAGCUGUUGGCAAGCUCAACAACACUCACCCUCUUCCACAUCGAUCCAAUAACAAUCAGAUAAAAUGGGGCAUUACAGGAAAGAGGGAAGAAGUGUGUAGAACACUUUGUGGGGUUUCAUAUUAAGGGCGUGGCCUUGGUCAGAUAUCUUUUCACCGUUAUUCUCAAAGAAAAUCGCCAGGUCAGAGUGCUGAAAUCAAGCCCAGAUUCACGGAGGAAUCAGCCGUGCACCUGGUGCACUGGAAAUGUGUGAGCGAUUGAUGCUGUCUGAUGAAACAUGGGCUGACCUUUCAGCAAGCGGGACGUGACGAACCAGCUUUGCUGCAUAGUCUGAGAGAACUGAAUAGAAAAAAAAGUAUCAAACACAA
This is a messenger RNA of Megalops cyprinoides (Indo-Pacific tarpon), 3452 nucleotides long. Its product is annotated as alpha-1,6-mannosylglycoprotein 6-beta-N-acetylglucosaminyltransferase A-like. The record is from RefSeq and is a predicted model, not a curated record. Gene Ontology annotation, molecular function: alpha-1,6-mannosylglycoprotein 6-beta-N-acetylglucosaminyltransferase activity. Gene Ontology annotation, biological process: protein N-linked glycosylation. The transcript has 16 exons. Lineage: Eukaryota; Metazoa; Chordata; Actinopteri; Elopiformes; Megalopidae. Gene Ontology annotation, cellular component: Golgi apparatus. The coding region runs from base 1 to 2235 and encodes 744 amino acids.